Molecule: messenger RNA, 2652 nt
Organism: Polychytrium aggregatum
Lineage: Eukaryota; Fungi; Chytridiomycota; Chytridiomycetes; Polychytriales
Exons: 3
Coding region: 147-2549 (800 amino acids)
Source: RefSeq, a predicted model, not a curated record
CACAAUCCAACACCCACCACAAUCCAACACCCACCACAAUCCAACACCCACCACAAUCCAACACCCACCACAAUCCAACACCCACCACAAUCCAACACCCACCACAAUCCAACACCCAUCACAAUCCACCACAAUCCACCAGCACCAUGCUGCCGCCCUGUCUGAUCCGGGCCGCGGGCCGCCCAUCCACAAUCCUCCGUCGCCAGGCACCCACGAUCUUCAGGGCCCUUCCUGCGUCCCAGAUGCUCUCCACUCGCAUGGUUGCUGCCGACCCCGCAGACACACUCAUGCCUCCCUCCUCGUGGCCGCCAGCGAUUCCACGGCGAUGGAUGUCCUCUGGCCGACCAGGCUCCCGCAACAACGAUCGUGGUCCAAGCAAUGACCGCAACAGCGACCGCCGCAACAGCGACCACCCCAGCAACGACCGCGAUCGCAGCUUCCGAUCCUCACGCUCUCCAUCGGCAUCUGGUCCCAGCACCCGCCCCACAUCCCGCUUCGGCUCCAGCUCCAGACCCAGCUCUGGUGAAAAGAACACCAAACAGAGCCAUGGGACUCACUCGACACAGCGACCGUGGUCCAAGGAGCCAAGAACAGCCGAGACACACUCGAAGCACUCGCCAAAGACCCUCUCGCCGUCUCUCUCGAGACCAUCAGUGCAAGCGUCGCAAGCGUUGCAGACACCGCUCGAUCCGCAUCAGGCCGGCCGGCCAGCAGGGCGACUCGAGUGGCACUCGGACCCAAAGAACCUCGGUACCCGGCUGAAGGCACUGAUCCGGUCGGGCCAGAUCGACGAAGCCUGGGACCUGAUCGAUCGACACACGGGGGCGACCAACGACGUUGUGUUUGCCGAGGCGAUCCAGGCGUUCAAGGACCACGGCCACUACGGAGAUGCGAUCGAGGCCUUCAAGCUGUAUUACAAACGCAAGUCGCGUGCCUCCCCAGAGCUCAUCACGUUGGGCUUGGAGUCCAUUGUGCUCUACUGCCAGUCAAGCGAUACCUUCGGAAAGGAGCGGAAUGACCUUGUCGGCUUGGCCAACUCUAUGUGGAACCGACUUGUCCCGCGAACCGUCGUCCAGGCAAAUCUGUUUCUCGAUCUCUGCCGCUCUUGCGUCUAUGAAAGCGGAUGGAGCCGUGGACUGGAACUGUUCCAGUCCAUGAUGUUCUGGGUCCGGCCAGACGGAAUGUAUCUCAAAAUCCAGCCUUCGCAGAGCAAGUCGGCUGAUUUUCCGCCACCGGAUCCUUAUACUUUCAUCAUCAUUCUCAAAAUGUGCGCCCUCUAUCGCCCGCAAGUUGUUGGCUUCGACGUUGGCUCCACCGUCAUGAGUCAGUUCAUCAAGAUAGCCACGAACCCGUCGUACCAGUCCCGGCCCGAUUCUGGUGUUCAUGGUCAGCCUUUCAAAGUGGACUCGGCCAUUUUAUCCGCAUUCUUCGACCUCUGUGCUGCUACGAUGAAGAAAGAGUCCCGCCGAGAAGCCUUGGCACUUUUGUCCAGAUUCUGCGAUCUGCCAACCGAGGUCCAGGCAGGUGCAUCCAUCCAAGAAACGGUCAGCCUCUGGAUCAAGCCCGUCCCAAGCAAAGUACCGCUCUCGCCUGAAUUGAUGCUCUCGCUCUUGCGAUUUGCCUCCAGUUGCAUCAGCGGCCCUCUCGGUCGUGUCUGGUUUGAGAUAUUUGAGCAGCGCCAGCUCCAGAUAUGCAGCGAUGCCGUCAAUCUUGUGAUUCCAUACUACUUGAGGCAUCGCGAAUUCGAGCGGGCGAUUCGGCUCAACGAAGCGCUUCCGACUCGGGAUCAGGCCCAAAACGCCAUCAAGAUAUCCUUAUCGGCGGCCAAGCAUGCCCAACAAACAUCGCCUGAUUCUCCCCUGGAUCGACGAUGGCUUCGGCUCGCAGUCUCCGCGAUCCAAGCCUCAGAAUCGGCGUGUGCCACAGAUUCUGCGACCAACCUUGUCGAGUAUCUCGGUAUCCCAGUGUAUUGCGAAUACGUCGAGGUUCUGUGCGCUUACGGUGACCCAGUCACGGCUCUAGCCGAAAUCCAUGCAAGGCUUCCACAGAUGGGUACAAUCGUGUUUUCAAAGAUCAACCAUUUCUGCCGACUGCACGAGCCAAUAUCUCGCGAGCCUUUGAGGCCCGUUCUCGAGCAUAUAUUCGAAGCCCUCGAACGGCUCAUAUCGACCCUCGAUGAAAUGAAGAAGCCCGGCCUUCCCUUGCGAGUGCAGGCCAACCUCGGCCGAGUGCGCGGCCAGGUCGACUCAUUGGUUGCGUCGUGGAUAAGGGCAAAGAGCCUGUUGCAGACUCGCUCCCCUGAAUGGCUGAAAAAGGCGAUUCCAGCAGACCCCGAAACCGAAGGAUACGCUCGGGUUGCAAAUAGCACCACGGAUUCAAUCGGCUUUGCCAAGUUCGGGCGCAACUACCGCACCAACACACCGCCCAGAGAUGAAACGUCUGAAACUUCGCCGGAAGCGAAGGGGCCCGCGUUGGGAGCGGGAGAACAGGCGCCGUCGCUAUCGCUGAGGCCUUGUGUAUGUCUUGCGAUCAGCUGCGCAUGUUGCUGAUCGCUUUUUUCCGUGAAUAUCCGAGCCCAAGGAAGCGGGUGCCUGUGCGUCUGAAUGACUCAGAGGGGCUUUCGGAUGCAGACAGAUCCGAGCCACGGUCCCG